Messenger RNA from Fonsecaea multimorphosa CBS 102226, 1476 nucleotides. RefSeq lists its product as uncharacterized. NCBI's taxonomy places the organism in Eukaryota, Fungi, Ascomycota, Eurotiomycetes, Chaetothyriales, Herpotrichiellaceae. Bases 1 to 1476 code for a protein of 491 amino acids. The record is from RefSeq and is a predicted model, not a curated record. The transcript has a single exon.
AUGGUCUCCGACUUUGUGCGACUACAUGUAACGCCCUUGACUCCCGAUCUGCUCCAGGUUGUCGUCGGCCCGCACCUACUCAAGUCGGUUGCCAAUUUGUCCUAUCACACAAUCCAGACAUUUCCUGAGAACAAUUACGGCUACUUUGACCUCCCUACCAUGGAAGCUGACAGACUGAAAAAGAAGCUCAACGGAGCCAUAUUGAAAGGCAGGAAGAUUAGAGUUGAAGAGGCUCGGCCAAAGAAGCGCAGACGAGUCGAAGAGUUGAGCAAAGACGACGAACCCAGCGCGGAACUUAAGCAGACGAAGCCAAAGAAAUCUAAGGAGCGCAAUGUCAUUCAAGGCUAUGAACUCCCCGCGGACCGCAAAGUGAAACGCGGCUGGACAGAAGCCAAAUCCACCAAGUCCAGCAAAAGGAACAAGGGCAAAGCUGCCUCAUCUAGCUCAAAAUAUACCGAUAAAGAUGAGACCCUCUUUCGAACGAAGGUACCUCCCAAUAAACUCGACGGCACAGAAGCAGCCAAGAAGGAGAAGGGCAAAUCGAAGAAGAAAGACACCCAACAAGUGGUGCACGAGUUUGAGAAGUCCACAAUCCAACCUUCUUUCCUCAAACAAGAUAUUGGGCUAGGCAUCAAGGGAAAUCUACAGUAUGUUGAGGGCGAGGGUUGGGUCGACGGACAAGGGCAGUUGGUUGAAAGGGAACAUGAGCGCGUUUCCAAGCACGGCGAGACAAGCAAACGACGAGCUCAUGCGGAUGGCACAGCUGGCAAGCGGCGGCGUGGAUCUUCCCAGCCUCCGUCAUCCCCAUCCUCAUCCUCUUCUGAAGACACUGAUGAAGGCGAGGUGGAUUCUAGCUCUCCAGAAGUCGAGCAAAAUGAGGACACGAGCAGUUCGGGUUCUUCACCCGACUCGGGUUACGAGGAAGAGACGGCCACGAGCGCCUCAGCCCAUGACACUUCAGAGGCAGAUACACAAUCAGAGAUACAUCCAUUGGAGGCUCUCUUUAAGAAGCCGAAAGCGCCUAUUUCACAGGAUAUUGCAAAGCCAUCAUUGGAGAUUUCGACAUCGUUCUCUUUCUUCAACUCGGGAGAUCCCGAAGACCUCGCAGAAGAGCCGGUCAUCCCAUUGACACCCUUCAGCUCGCAGGACCACCGUUACCGUGGAUUACGGAGCGCCGCCCCCACGCCUGACACUGCACAUCCUAGCCGCUUCAACAGCUAUGGCAGCUCUGGACUACCAGGAGAUGAGGAACCUCAAGGCGACGGAGAAGAUGGAGCUGAUGAAGCUGGAUUGGAAGCCAAAUCUGGGUCGCAGGAGAAGCCCAAGGAGCAUACAUCCCAACCCCAAAGUGAUUUUGAGAAGAAGUUCUGGGAGAAUCGAGCGGAAAACAAUCGGUCUUGGAAGCUGCGACGCAGGACUGUGCUCAAGGAGAAGAGGCAGCGGGAGAACAAGGCGCGGAGACCCAGGAAUUGGUGA